AUGACGAAAAAUAUCAUCACUGGCCUGGGCUUCGACCACAGGGCGAACCUGAUAGCCGCCAAGCGAUAUUUCUCGAAUGCACUCCCCGAAAGCAUUGAUCUACGCACGGCUCUAACUCUUGAGACCCCUUUCAACGAGUACUGCUACGGGUUGAUUCGGAAACAUCUUAAAGUAACCGCCGUGAAAAGUGAAUUUCUCCCGAUAGGUGCAAUGGAGUCCAUUUUCGAAUCGAGAAACGUCCGAACAGUCGUUUUCCAGACGUUCCCAAAUUCCUGUAAGGACAGAAUUCACCUCGAUAUAUCUGGAAGCAAGAAGGGCGGACGAACGCGGAUAUUUGCAACCCUGAUUCGGAUGUGCAAACCGGAGCACAUAACUCGCUUUAUCAACGCCGACAUCUAUGACAAUGACCUACCACUAAGUCAAGAAGCACUUAUAAGGAUCAUGGCUAAUAAAUUUGACGCUCCUGUCUCUUCAGAUGGCGAAUCCACUAAAUGGAGGCCGUUUGAUGUAGACAACUUUAUGCGUGAGCAGCACGUAUUGCUUGCUCCCUUUCUCUAUCUUAAUUGCCAGACUAUCCAACAUUAUACUUUUGGAAAUAAGAUAGUAAUGCCCUUCCUUAAGAAAAAGCCAGUAGGGAGGGGGGGCCACGGGCAAAUCUUCAAAGUCCAGAUUCAUGAAGAUCAUCACUUUUGCGAAAGCCAUCAAGGAUGGGAAUUUUCAGGACCAUACUAUGCCUUGAAAAAAUUUGAGGAUGAACAUCGUCAGCAAUUUCUAGAUGAGAGACAGGCACUCUUGCACUACAGUGGGCAGCGGACGGGGCACGAACACCUCACUCGACUUCUAAUGACGUACCAGAUUGAAAUUGGCGAACGUAUUGAAUAUUUCAUGAUAUUCCCUUGGGCUGAAUGCAACCUUGAGCAGUACUGGACUACGAAUCCCAACAAUCCUGCUGACCAUGAGCAGCGGAGGUGGCUUCUCGAACAGUGUCGUGGGCUUGCCAAUGGGCUCAGAAAUGUCCAUAAGCACCCUAGUUUACUUAAAAGAGCAAGCAUUAAUGGUAAUGGUGUGCAAGACCGAGGCCGGCAUGGAGACUUGAAGCCCCAAAACAUUCUCUGCUUCAAAGUCCAGGGGGAGUCGGGAAUCUCUCAACAUCGUUUAGUCAUCGCCGACUUUACCCUCAUGCGCUUCCACUCCGUAUAUUCGAUCGACAGGCCGGAAGAAUACACCGUGGGUUUCUCACGUACAUACCGCCCGCCUGAAAUUGAUCUUGGAAAGAGGGCUAGGAUCAGCCAGUCUUACGAUGUGUGGACGCUAGGUUGCGUGUACCUAGAGUUUAUCACUUGGCAUCUGCUUGGGAGUGAUUCUCUAAAUAAAUCCUUUCAAUUUGGAGAUAAUCCAAAGCAGGGCUUUCGAUGCCUAAGGGAAAUGGAAGAUUUCCAAGGGGCUGAUCACCCUGAGGAUAAAUAUUUCAACAUUGAAGAAGAAGGAGAUCGCCGCAAAGCAGUUGUGAAACCAUGCGUGGCAAAAUGGUUUACAUUUCUACGUGGACUAAAAGCUUGUACUCGACCAAUAUAUCACUUUUUAAAUUUCAUACAGCAUCGCAUGCUAGUGGUGGAGACAGAGCAUGAAAAAAGACAAACAAUUGACAUUGUUUGCAGAGAGUUGCAUGAUAUUCUCAAGAUGCCAAUAGUAAAAGAUGACCCGAGCUUCGCAAGCAGCCCGAAAUCUCCCGAGGCUGUCAAGGACUUUCCUCCGCCUUUUGAUUCGGAGGUUGAAAGAGAAUUAGAGGAUCGGGCGAAUUUCCCAGAUACAGAACUCUCUACUCGCGUUGACGACGAGUCAGGCUCGGAUGACAAAGUCUUUUCACGGGCACUUAUUGGCCGGAAACACGAAAAGAAAUCGGACUCAUCCAAAUCAGCCAACAAAACGAGCCCAGACUAUCUGGAUAACCCCGGCAAGGAGAUGCCUCCGAUCACAUCCAGUGCAAGGUCCUCCCCAAGACGCACGCGAGAGGAUGUAAAGGAUAAUGUAGCAUCAUCUGAUUUGCUCAAUGGAUCCACACAGAGCAGUGAUUUCACACGCCCAAUUACACCACUCAGUGAUAUUAGUCUCAUCCAUGGAGGGGGGGCAUCAAAGCGAAAGCGGAAGGAUGAAGACGAAUCCGGCGAUAGUGCGGCUCAAUCGAAUGCAACAAAGAAGAGAAACAUGGGCAACCAAAUCAAGAGAAGAUCAUUGAGGAUCAAACAGAGACCCCGGGAUAGUUAA
Clonostachys byssicola is the source of this 2265-nucleotide messenger RNA. The record is from the annotation of a GenBank genome assembly. Lineage: Eukaryota; Fungi; Ascomycota; Sordariomycetes; Hypocreales; Bionectriaceae.